AUGGAUACCGUACGUGCUGCUGUGCGUCGCGUCUCAAAGCGUCUUCUCAACAAGAAGAUCGAAGCCGAGAAAGCUUCCAAGGAGAAGCAAGAUGCAGCUGUAGCUGCUGCCAAGUACGUUGACCCCAAGAAGUUAGGGCAUGGAGCGCGUGGCACUAAUCCUACCAGGCCCCUUCCGCCUGCCCCUACGGGGCCCACUCAGUCCGAACGCCGUCAGGGCUCUUCCAAACCCGCGCAACGACGGAAGCUUCAGAAGAAGCCCCCGGGCCCUUCGAAGCCCACCCCCCAGUAUCGGACAAUGAGAGAGCUCGGGGAAUACCCAUCGACUGCGGAGUACCGAGCUGCUGGCGUGACUCCUCCUUCUGAACGGGCCCACCGCGUCGCGACCGAGCCGACCAACAUCCCGCGCGACGAAACUGAGCGCCUUUCCCCCCUUAGCGGGGUUGAGAAACUGACAGCCGAUAAGAGUCAUGUUGAGGCCUUUGAGGCGGAGGCAUUUGCCUCAAUCUCCAGCGGAGGUCAAAGCCUGGCCGACGAGCCCAUUCGCACCAUUACCACCCCGGCCGAUGCGGCCACUCCUACCCUCCCGAGCGCGGACGAUACCAACAAGUACGUCACAGCGCUAAUGUCUCUUCCUUUGCAACCUUCCGACAAAUAUGAUGUUCCUAAACUCCGGGCUCUCAUAAAGCAUUCCAUAAUCAACGCAACCGAGAAGGGCAACGAGCCGGGUGCCGUGGCUCUUCUUUACUUCUGGUCCAAUGCUGUGGAUGAUGAAUUUCAACUCUCUUUGGUCGCGAACAUCGCCAAAUGCGAUGCAGCAAAUCACCAACUGCGACUUGCGCUCCAAUCUGUCCUCAGCAAUUCUAUUAGAGAUGCCCAGGAGUGGUAUCAGAAAUACCUUCGCGCUACAUCCAAUGCAGCCGAUAUUCCCCCCCGCAGCGAAUCAAGCCUACCACCUGCCAACUCUGUUGAUGCCGAGCCCAGCUUCAAGAUCUCUGAUAUUUAUCGCGACACAAGUGGUCCCCGUGUUGAGGAAAACUUCCUGAACGGUAAAUCGAACACCGCUCCGCUCAAGAGACCCAAGAAGCCAUGCCCGGUCAACGAGAAUGCUUACAAGCGUAAGCGCAAGUUGGAUAUGGACCCUGAUCACGAGGAAAAUAUGCGAGCCGUGCGUGCUCGUCUUGAAGCAGAAUCUUACGUGGACAUCGCAGUCCGGUACAGCAACAUUCGUACUCCAAUUGGCCCACCAGACGCCAUUCAACACCCCUACAACAAGGACAACAUUGACACGGGAAUCGAGGGAGAUAUUGCAGCGAUCGAUGAAGCGCUCUAUCGUACCCGUUCCCUCCCUCCCGCAGGUCUACCUCCCCCAAGUACUCUUCCUCCCAUUCGUUCUAUCCUCGAUCUACCUCUUGUCAAGGGUCCGGAGCCCGAGGCUCCAUCUGUCUAUUCACCAUCUGCUUCGCUUAUCGGUCGCAAGACUGGAAAGCCCGUCUCACGACGCCAGAAAGGCAAGGCUAAGGCCUCUGAGAUCCCCCAGCGCGCACGGUCGCUCUCUGUUGAUACCACGGUCUCAAGUCUUUCUUCACUCUCAAAUUCUGCUUACUCGGUCCGAUUUAAUGACUGGUCUGGCGACCACGAACCACGCCAAAUGCCGAACUCUAUUGAACCUCCCGACAACAGCGAUGAUUGCCACCAAUGUGGAAAAGGUGGCGAUCUACUCUGCUGCGACACAUGCAUCAAUUCAUACCACUUCGAAUGCUUGGAUCCUCCCUUGGAUCCCAAGAAUCCUCCGCAGGGAGAGUGGCAUUGCCCAAAGUGCUCCAUUCGCAACAGUUUCUCUACCUUGAUCGCACACUCCAAACACUACAAGAAGACAGAAUUCCAACUUCCUCAGGAUAUCAAGGAACAUUUCCAGGGAGUUGAUGAAGGAAUUGUGUUCGAUAACGACUAUGCCCGAAAUUUGAAGCAUCAACGCUACUACAAGGCGGCGCCCCACCUGCCGCGGCUGACUAAAGCACCCAAGCAGGACGCUCCUAUCGUUUACGCGAAUCCCAUGCUUCUCCGAGAAUACGACAACAAGGGAGACUGCAUCCGUUGCUCCAAGUGUGGUUUUACAUCCCAAGGUACACGUCCCAUUAUUACUUGCGACUACUGUCCCUGCCGCUUCCAUCUGGAUUGUCUUGAUCCUCCCCGCGCACAUCCCCCUAACCCCAAGAUCGGGUGGAUGUGUCCUAACCAUGUUACUCCUGACGAUAUGAUUGCCACCAAGGAGAUUAAUGGCAGCAACGAGCGUACGCGCCGUGUUCGCCGAACCAAAAAUAUGGCGUCCAUUGAUUGUGACAUCAUGAUUCCUGACGACCCAAAUCAAACUCUGUUUGACGACGACUGGCGAGAGAAGAGAGCUCGUUUCCUCGGAGGCGAUGUCGUUCUGAACUUUAUCACUGCUGUCAAAGAUGAUCAUCACGAACGUGAAAAUGAGUAUGCCCGAGCUGUCGAGCGAAAGUGCUUGGAUUUGACCAAGCAACUCACCAAUGAAUACCUCAACCGUGCUGAAACCGCCGGGAUCACCAACAACAUCACACAGAACGGUCUUCCCGCCGAGUUCACCCAGAAUGUUUCUUCCGCUGUUAACACCAUGAUUGCCGGCGCUCCUGUUUCCACUCAUGAAUUUGACGCUGCCGCUGCCCUCCUUAGCAUGGCUAACACCCAGCCUCCCCUUGCUGUCGGCGAAGGUCACAUCGCCGAAGCUGCCGGGCCUACCUCGCCCGUUGAUCAGAAGACCUUGUCCCGCAUCGAUGAGGAGUCCACCUUGGGCUCAUCUCACGCUGCAAACUCCCCUCCCCCUCCCAAGGCAUCCUCCAAUGCCGAGGAUGAGGAGUCCCACCACGCGGGCUCCGAACUUCUCCCGCGGAUCCCUGUGUUCAAUCGGAACAAGCGAUCCCGCACCGAGGACCAGGGAUCCGCGGGAGAACCGGCGCAGAAGCGCCAAUACACCAAGUCCAAGUGA
This is a messenger RNA of Penicillium crustosum, 3009 nucleotides long. Its product is annotated as putative PHD finger domain protein. The transcript has 3 exons. Bases 1 to 3009 code for a protein of 1002 amino acids. Gene Ontology annotation, cellular component: Rpd3S complex. Lineage: Eukaryota; Fungi; Ascomycota; Eurotiomycetes; Eurotiales; Aspergillaceae. The record is from RefSeq and is a predicted model, not a curated record. Gene Ontology annotation, biological process: regulation of transcription by RNA polymerase II.